AUGGCGCCUCGCCGUAGGCCUGCUAAUCAACCGGCACAACAGAAUCAAGAAUUUCUGGAUGCCAUGUAUGCUGCCUUUCAAGGCAUGGCCACAAGAGCUCGAAACGAGCGGCCGGUUGAGGAUAGGAAGCAAGGGUACUUCCGGGAAUUUAAGCGUGCGCCUAUCCCCUCGUUUAAUAGUGAGGGAGGACCCCAGGAGGCGGAGUUCUGGUUAGACUCCAUAGUCAAGCAUUUGAGCACUAUGAGAGUUCCAGAUGAAUACUGGGUAGAGUUUGCGGUGUACAAGAUUGAGGGCUUAGUGAACACUUGGUGGAAACAGUACUUCCCUCAGAGUUACAGGGAAGAAAAAGCGCUAGAAUUUAUGUCUCUACUGCAAGGAGACAUGUCUAUAAGGGAAUAUGAGGCCAAGUUUAAUGACCUAUCCCGGUUUGCGCCAUCACUAGUGGAGUCUGAAAAUAUGAGAUGCCUUAAGUUUGAGAAGGGCCUCAAGAACUCUGUGAGGAGAUCCUUGGUGGCUCUGAGACUUCGAAACUUCCGGGAUUUAGUAGCUGCUGCUACACGGGUGGAACAGGAUAACUUGGCCUAUCACCAAAGCAAAGAAGUAACGGGUCAAGUCUCUGUCUCUGAGACAAAUGGCUGGGGAAAUGGCAAGCGGUGGCAGCAGUUCAUCCGGGAGUGA
Molecule: messenger RNA, 678 nt
Organism: Morus notabilis
Lineage: Eukaryota; Viridiplantae; Streptophyta; Magnoliopsida; Rosales; Moraceae
Exons: 3
Coding region: 1-678 (225 amino acids)
Source: RefSeq, a predicted model, not a curated record